Molecule: messenger RNA, 2107 nt
Organism: Gorilla gorilla gorilla (western lowland gorilla)
Lineage: Eukaryota; Metazoa; Chordata; Mammalia; Primates; Hominidae
Gene: SLC34A1
Product: solute carrier family 34 member 1
Exons: 14
Coding region: 101-2107 (668 amino acids)
Biological process (GO): intracellular phosphate ion homeostasis; sodium-dependent phosphate transport
Cellular component (GO): apical plasma membrane; vesicle; brush border
Molecular function (GO): sodium:phosphate symporter activity
Source: RefSeq, a predicted model, not a curated record
CUGGAGGCUUCAUUGAGCUGCUGAGCAGAAGCUGAAACACAGAAUUCCAAGGAACUCGGGAUCUGGACCAGGGGACCUCCGUGUGUGCCCAGCUGACCCCAUGAGAAGGCAGGUGUCUGCAGCUCCUCCUUGCUCUCCAGCGUUGCUGAGACCCACUGACCUGCAGACCUCACAGUGGGUGCCCAGGAUGUUGUCCUACAGAGAGAGGCUGGGGUCCCCUGCUGUCUCCCCACUCCCAGUCCGUGGGGGGCAUGUGAUGCGAGGGACGGCAUUUGCUUACGUGCCCAGCCCUCAGGUCCUACACAGGAUCCCGGGGACCUCUGCCUAUGCCUUCCCCAGCCUGGGCCCUGUAGCCCUUGCUGAGCACACCUGCCCCUGUGGGGAGGUCCUGGAGCGCCAUGAACCACUGCCUGCCAAGCUGGCCCUGGAGGAGGAGCAGAAGCCAGAGUCCAGGCUGGUCCCCAAGCUGCGCCAGGCUGGCGCCAUGCUGCUCAAGGUGCCACUGAUGCUCACCUUCCUCUACCUCUUCGUCUGCUCCCUGGACAUGCUCAGCUCGGCCUUCCAGCUGGCUGGAGGGAAGGUGGCUGGUGACAUCUUCAAGGAUAACGCCAUCCUGUCCAACCCGGUGGCCGGGCUGGUGGUGGGGAUCCUGGUGACCGUGCUGGUGCAGAGCUCCAGCACCUCCACAUCCAUCAUCGUCAGCAUGGUCUCCUCUGGCUUGCUGGAGGUGAGCUCUGCCAUCCCCAUCAUCAUGGGCUCCAACAUCGGCACCUCUGUCACCAACACCAUCGUGGCCCUGAUGCAGGCGGGGGACAGGACUGACUUCCGGCGGGCCUUCGCGGGGGCCACGGUGCAUGACUGCUUUAACUGGCUGUCAGUGCUGGUCCUGCUGCCCCUGGAGGCUGCCACUGGCUACCUGCACCACAUCACUCGACUUGUGGUGGCCUCCUUCAACAUCCAUGGUGGCCGUGAUGCUCCUGACCUGCUCAAGAUCAUCACAGAGCCCUUCACGAAGCUCAUCAUCCAGCUGGACAAGUCCGUGAUAACCAGCAUUGCCACUGGUGAUGAGUCCCUGAGGAACCACAGUCUCAUCCGGAUCUGGUGCCACCCAGACUCCUUACAGGCUCCCACCUCCAUGUCCAGAGCAGAGGCCAACUUCAGCCAGACCCUUGGAAAUGCCACCAUGGAGAAAUGCAACCACAUCUUUGUGGACACUGGCCUACCGGACCUGGCUGUGGGGCUCAUCCUGCUGGCAGGAUCCCUGGUGCUGCUGUGCACCUGCCUCAUCCUCCUCGUCAAGAUGCUCAACUCCCUGCUCAAGGGCCAAGUGGCCAAGGUCAUCCAGAAGGUCAUCAAUACGGACUUCCCUGCCCCCUUCACCUGGGUCACAGGCUACUUUGCCAUGGUGGUGGGCGCCAGCAUGACCUUCGUGGUCCAGAGCAGUUCUGUGUUCACCUCGGCCAUCACCCCACUCAUCGGUCUUGGUGUGAUCAGCAUUGAGAGGGCCUACCCGCUCACACUGGGUUCCAACAUUGGCACCACCACCACGGCCAUCCUGGCUGCCCUGGCCAGCCCCAGGGAGAAGCUGUCCAGCGCUUUCCAGAUUGCCCUCUGUCACUUCUUCUUCAACAUCUCGGGUAUCCUUCUGUGGUACCCGGUGCCCUGCACACGCCUGCCCAUCCGCAUGGCCAAGGCGCUGGGGAAACGCACGGCCAAGUACCGCUGGUUUGCCGUCCUCUAUCUCCUUGUCUGCUUCCUGCUGCUGCCCUCACUGGUGUUUGGCAUCUCCAUGGCAGGCUGGCAGGUCAUGGUAGGUGUGGGCACGCCCUUCGGGGCCCUGCUGGCCUUCGUGGUGCUCAUCAAUGUCCUGCAGAGUCGGAAUCCCGGGCACCUGCCCAAGUGGUUACAGACAUGGGACUUCCUGCCUCGCUGGAUGCACUCCCUGAAGCCCCUGGACAACCUCAUCACCCGCGUCACCCUAUGCUGUGCCAGGCCUGAGCCCCGCUCACCCCCGCUGCCCCCCAGGGUCUUCCUGGAGGAGCUACCCUCUGCCACACCCUCCCCCCGUCUUGCACUGCCUGCUCACCACAAUGCCACCCGCCUCUAG